Molecule: messenger RNA, 973 nt
Organism: Tribolium castaneum (red flour beetle)
Lineage: Eukaryota; Metazoa; Arthropoda; Insecta; Coleoptera; Tenebrionidae
Exons: 2
Coding region: 1-885 (294 amino acids)
Molecular function (GO): acyltransferase activity, transferring groups other than amino-acyl groups
Source: RefSeq, a predicted model, not a curated record
AUGUCUUCGCCCAAAAACGACAUUCUCGCCGAAAUUCCAACCGAAGAUUUGCCAAAGCUGGCCCUUUUGUUUGAGAAACACGUUGACUGGGCGCCCCAUGUCUCAAAUCUAAUAAAAACGGGAAUUUGUCUCAAGCAGUCCCACAAGUAUUGUAAUUACAUUACGUUUUUAUCUGUUGAGACAGCUUGGACGGAAGAUGGCACAAUAAUUAUCUUACAAACGUUUCAUUGUUACAACAUAUUUGUAUUCACUUUGGACGAACAGUGCAUAAAUUUACGUCGAGGUCUCAGCUCAACAAAUCUCCUAAAUUACAAAAAUGAACACGCUGUGUUUUUUUGUGUUCACGAAAAACACAUCCCUGUUAUAAAUCAGGUGAUUACAGACUUAAAUCUAAAGGCCACAAAAUCGCACGUGCCGUAUUUAAUGUACGCACUGGCGCCGGAAGUGGGCCGCAAAACUGGGACACCGUCAGGUGUCAAAGUGCAAAAAUUGCAUUUAGGUUUGGUGGAGCAGAUUAAUUCAGCCUGGCCUUACAAUUUCAAAGGAUCCGAGGAUUAUAUUGGGUCUCUUAUUGAAAUGUAUGGGGGCUAUGGGUUGUUUUUGGACGAAACGAACGAAUUGGUGGCUUGGAUCUUGAGAUACAAUUUGGGUCACGUUGGAAUCCUUCAAACGAAGGAUAAAUACAAGAAGAGGGGAUUUGGGACACAUGUGACCAAAGUUUUGGUCGAUAAUAUUGUCAAAGAGGGGAACCGGCCGUUUGCAACUAUAAGUGCAACAAAUUUUGUUUCAGUUUCUUUGUUUGAAAGGCUGGGGUUUGAAAAUAUCGGGGAAUGUUCGUUUUUCAAGCUUUCGGGGUUUAAGAAUUGUGACGCUUGUAUUAAAUAAGCAAAGAAAAAUGGGUUUUUUGCUUUGUUUUAUAGAAAAUGACUAUUGCUCCCUAAUUUAAAGGUGAAUAAAGUGGUGUAAGUUCGUA